AUGAUGCCAGAAGGACCUGAAGUGAGAACGCUGGUGGAUCAGCUGCAGGGUGGAGUGGGAAGAAGGUUGCUAGAUGUUAAAUUUGUCUCAGGAAGAUAUGUUCGCAAUGGAAAGCCUGGUGGCUUUAGGGAGUUUGCAGCCACCAUGUUACCAUUAGAUCUCCAGAAGGAUGACGAUUCCCCAUCCGUGGAUCUAAUUCGUUCUUGGGAAGCUAAGGGAAAGUUCCUUUACAUCGUUCUGGAUGAUGGGAGCAAAGAGACAAGGGGAAAAGAUAAGAAGGAGGGUGAUUUCCAGCGCUCCAUAUGGAUAACUCUGGGCAUGACUGGAAAGUUUGUCAAUGAACAAAUCCAUGCACAAGACGACACCCAUGGCAGAUGGUACCUGGAAGUCAUGGAUGUCAAAUCCAAAAAGCAGAGCAAAAUUCACUACCACGACAUUAGAAACUUUGGGACCCUCAAAUUCUGCCUCUCAAAGACUGAACUUCAGGACAAGCUGGCUUCGCUAGGACCUGAUAUACUAGAUCCCAAUGUCACCACAGAAGAUGUCUUUGUUCAGAUUGCUAGUCAGAAGAAUCCCAGUAUGAAUAUUUGCAAGUUCCUAAUGAACCAAGCAAAUUUGUGUGGGAUUGGAAACUACAUCCUAGCAGAAGGCCUUUACCGAGCCAACAUUGAUCCAUUUGCAUCCCUUGGUGAAAUGUCUAAUACGCAAAGUCGUGCUCUCUUUCGUGAACUGCAAAGCACUGCGCUGGAAUCUUAUGAAGCACAAGGCAUGACUCGGCAAAAGGGUGGAGUCUACGCCAACGUCGACGGGUCCAAGGGAAAAUUUGAAAUGCAAUUGCAGUGCUACGGACGACAAUUAUGUGCUCGUCGUGGCGACCCGGUCAUUCAAGAAACCGCGGGCCCCCAUGGCAGAACCAUUUGGUAUACCAAGGCACAGCUCUUUAUGCCGCUGGAGGAGAGAUUUCCGCCUGCUGCUCGCCAACGUGCAACGCCCAAGCGAAAAGCGACAAAUGGCCCUUCCAGUGGCAAACAUUCUGACAACGGGUGGGAUGUGUACGCAAGGGCGGAAUCAGACUCUGCCAGGCUUGGUAUUUUGCUCUCGGGUCUUACAGAGCCAAGUUGGAGAGAUGUCCUGACUAAGGAGAUGCAAAAAGACAAGUAUUCAACUCUAGUAAACUUCCUUGCGGAUGAGCUAGCCAACAAAGAAACCAUUUGCCCUCCACAUGACUAUGUCUUCUCGGCACUGAACCUGUGCCCAUUGGACCACGUCAAGGUCGUUGUGGUAGGCCAGGAUCCGUAUCAUGGAAAGGGCCAAGCCCACGGGCUGGCCUUUUCAGUCCAGAAAGGUAUCCCCCCGCCGCCAUCGUUGAAGAAUAUACUCAAAGAGGCAACGGAGGAUGUUGGAAUCGGUCCUCCCAUGCAUGGAAACCUAGAACAUUGGGCGUGCCAGGGUGUCCUACUUUUGAAUAAUGUCCUUACGGUUCGGCAGGGUUCGGCAAACAGCCACAAAGGCAAGGCUGGGUGGGAAAUAUUGACGGGUGCCCUUAUCGAUCAUUUGAAUACGGAGAAGGAGGGCUUGGUCUUUCUUUUGUUUGGCAACGCCGCUCACAGCAAAGCUGACGCUGUGAAUGAGACACGGCACACUCUAAUCAAGACAAGUCAUCCUAGCCCUCUGGGGGCAACGAAGACUGCGUCCCCUUUCCUCGGCUCCAAAUGUUUCAGCCGAUGUAACCAGCUUUUGGAGCAGCAAGGUUUGGACCGAAUCGACUGGAACUACCAGGUAGUACAAACGCUUCGGCGGUCUUUUCAGCUUAGCUGGCCUACCAGAAUUCUCAACGGAUCUUUGGAUCAAGACAGUCAUUUUGCCUUUCCCGUACACACUUCCAACCAUCCCAGUUUUACUCGAGCCCCCCAAUUGAAUCUUCUUCAAAGUACUGAUGGACUUGCAAUGAUGAAUCGAAACACUACUGCUACAAGCGCUGCAGCGUCAAGAAAACGAGGGAAAAUGUCCAUGGCAACGAUGGUUCUGCUGAUGGUGUCGAAUGGGGUAUCUUUCUUCCUCGGGGCGUUUUUGGCAUUGAAUGCAUUUGCUGGACAUUGCCCUUCUUCGUCGCAAAGUGGAGUUAUGUCAGUGCAGACUGGAGCCUUGCGAAGUCUGCAAAAGAAAGAGGAAAGUGAGAAAUGCACUAAUGAAUCUGUGUUUCCCGAGGAGAUCCAACGAUUUGCCUCAGGAAUGGCCCACAUGAAGAAAGAAGACUUUACCAACACAUUUGAUCUUGGAGUCCCACUUGACCAGCCCAAGAAGGGAGCUGAAGAUGUGCUCAUUCUCUAUAACAAAAAGGGUGCCAUGCCCAAAAGGCUACAAUCAAGCUCUCCCACAUCCAUGGAACUGCUCAAAACAGAUGAAGCUGUUGAACGAUGUGAUUACAUGAAUGUGAUCCUAACCAAUUAUGAUCCAGGAAGAGCGCAGUGUGUGGUAAUUGUCCCGCAGUAUGAAUCAUACCAUAUCCAGAAAUAUAUGAGAGUCCCACUAUCUGGCCACAGAGAGCUGAAUAGCAAGUAUCCUCUUGAGCCAGUUUCCAGAGGGCAUCAAGCCAAUGGCAGAGAGCAGUUUUUGCCUCCCAAGGCAGUGGAUACCCAGAAAAAUUGGGAUAUGCUACGAACCUAUUUGGCAUCGAUUGAUGAUGUCUUGAAGGAACUGAGACCCAUUGUGGACAAAAUUUCAAUCAAGAACACUGUGGUAGUCAUGGUCUGCAACCAUGGGCAAUCUGAGUUGCUUCUCAACUUUGCGUGUUCUGCAAAAUCGAGGAACUUGGAUAUCUCAAAUGUAUUGGUCUUUGCCACUGAUCAAGAAACCAAAGAACUAGCAGAAAGUGUGGGCCUCACUGCCUAUUUUGAUGAACGAAACUUUGGGGAGAUUCCUAUGGAGGCGGCUGGCCGUUAUGGUGAUAGGAAAUUUGUUGCAAUGAUGAUGGCAAAGGUCAUUUGUGUACAAGUUGUGGGCCUUCUUGGUGUGGACAUUUUGUUUCAGGAUGUGGAUAUUGUAUGGUUUAAAUCUCCACUUAGUUUCUUCCACGAUGAACAGUCGCCAAUCUACAGUUUUGAUGCCUACUUCCAGGAUGAUGGUGCUCAUUCAGUGCGAUAUGCACCUUGGAGCAGCAAUAGUGGAUUCUACUAUCUUCGGCACAAUGACAGAACACAAUACUUCCUAAACUCUUUGUUGAUGCAAGGUGAUUUGAUUUUGAAAACAGAUUCUCACCAACAAGCCUUGGUUGCUGUCCUUUCCGAACACGCCAAUCUGUAUGGCCUCCGAGUGAAAGUGCUGAGUCGUGAUGAAGACGAAUUUCCUGGCGGGUAUCAUUUCCAUCAAAAGACCGGCAAGUACAUGAGGGCAUACUUCAAAGGCCACAAUAAACCAUAUCUGAUGCACAUGAGUUGGACCAAGAAUAAGGACAACAAACUUCUUUUCUUCAAACAAAUGGGUGAAUGGUAUCUUAACGAACAAUGUGUCAAUAGAAAACCAGGCGAAAUUGACAUUUCCAAGGGCAGCGACUUUGUCAGUACAUGUUGUUCCAAGACAGCUCUGUUUUCAUGUCAUUAUCGUGACAAGCCGAGCAUUAAAUCAUGCAAGGACAGUCCACCUA
Molecule: messenger RNA, 3643 nt
Organism: Seminavis robusta
Lineage: Eukaryota; Bacillariophyta; Bacillariophyceae; Naviculales; Naviculaceae
Source: the annotation of a GenBank genome assembly